Trichoplusia ni (cabbage looper) is the source of this 4888-nucleotide messenger RNA. RefSeq lists its product as uncharacterized. The transcript has 7 exons. The record is from RefSeq and is a predicted model, not a curated record. Lineage: Eukaryota; Metazoa; Arthropoda; Insecta; Lepidoptera; Noctuidae. Bases 126 to 1250 code for a protein of 374 amino acids.
GAAUAAACAGAAAACAAAUGAGCUUUUGCUGUCGACUUUCUGACAGGUGAUUUUGAUCAUUUUCUAUGUGAAUUUUUUAUAGUAUAUAGAACAAAAUUAUCAGUUAUUUUUGGAAGAAAUUGGCAAUGGAUGAUAAUGAUACGAAAGAGGAGAAUCAGCCUUCCACAAGUAAGAAAGAGAGUCAGAGGACAAAUUCUGGGAACGACUUGUACGAUGACAGGGGCCACGAUGAACGUGCGUCGAAUAGUGAAAGCUCGGUGUCUGCCACCUACUCCGUGAGGAGUCGAAUAGACAUGGCCGAUGCGAGGCCUGAGGUGCCCAAACCCAUCAUCGGGAAACGCGAACCUAAAGCUCCCGAGAGGAAAAAGAGAGGCAGAAGAGCCACCGGGCGAGUGGUAAAGAGGCGACGCUCGUACGCCCGGCGCCAGGUGCGGAGAGCCCCCAAAAGGAAGCCUCGCCCGAGAGAGGACCGGAAACACCAGCGCGACCUGUCAGUAUCCACGAUAUUCACCAGACUGUCGUCUAGAAGCGGCUCGAGAACUCCCGGCUGCAUACAUUGUGGACACCGCUGCUGCCGCAGAAGAUUCCAAUAUAUUCAGAGGAGGUUUAGAGCAAGACGAUACGGAAUAAGGCAUUACCACACUUACCCGAAUGUACGCAAAAAGAAGAUUGCGAGAGUAAGAAGGUUGAAGAAAAAAAAGGUGGUUAAAAUUGUAAAACCGAAGCCGCCAGCCUACGCGUCAGUUUGUCAACACGUUCAGAUCGGGUCGCGAAGCCAGAUGCUGUCGCCUCUCUUCAUCAACACCAACUCCGCACCACCUGAGGGAGAAGUACCCGAGCUGCUGCUGCCGACGCAUUGCCCGAUAACCCCAGAAAUGAUACACGAAGCGCUCAGGAACCUCACUCUGUGGAGACAAGAAGUCGGGACUUUUGUCAUUAUGGAGUACUUAAGGAGAAAUUAUCCAGUGAAUCCAACGGAGAAUGCCUUGUUAAUAGAACUGAAAGAAAAAUUAAGAGUAGCUGCUAUUGUUGGCUUUGUAGUACAAACCAACGAAGACGUGUGGUGUCUGAACAGUGUGCUGCAGAGACGCAAGCUCGCUGCGACACACGUCUCGCUAUUCUGGCAGGCGUAUGCUGACACCCUCAAUGCCUUCCCUUUCAGAAAAGAACCAGAGCCACCCAAAGAAAAAACAGAGGUACAGACUAACACCGCUCAUGGACGAAGUAGAUAUGGCGACGAUUUGAUAUAGAAAAUGAUUAAAUGAGCUCAUCAUAAUUAUGUUUUAAUUUAUACCUGAAAGGAAGAUGGCCGAUAUUAAUACAGGUGAUGACUGUGUAUGAGAAAUGUUAGACCCGUAUUUUUGCCUUUAUCUCCACUAAAAAACGGACAAGAUAAAACUGCCUCACUGUUUAAGAGAGAUCGUUUGUGACGUAACGACUUCGUAAAAUUUAUAUACAGAAGUCAUCUCAUAUUAUCAAAUUAUGUUUGCAGAACAAAGAAAAAACUAUUUAUCAAUAAUUAUUAUUAACUAAACUAAGUACAUGACAGACGAAGAAAAAAAUGUCAUCAUCCCUAUUAAUUGCUUGCUUGAGAAUAUUUUAGUAUUUUGAAUACAUUUUGUUUAAUGAUCAAAUAGCCACAUAAGACAGUCAGGUCAUUAGUUGCAAUUAAUAAGAGGAGACCUCGCUGCUCGCUCAGAAGAAGAUAGCGGGACAAGAUAUAUUAUUUUACCUUUUAGCAAAACUGGCACCCAUAGACCGGGAUAAGUAGAAGAAGAAACGAAGGUCUUUACCCUUCAAAAGGAUACUUAUGGCUUAAGAUAAUAAUAAUAAGUAGCAAUAUGAAUACCUUAAAUUACGCUUUCUCUAAAGCAGUACUAGGCGGGGUGGAUCAAAGCAAGUCGUGAAUAGAGCGACCACAGAACUACAUUUUACCUACACUAAUGGGAGUAGGAAUUGAUUGGCUAGUUCACAGUCUACUCCGUUUCACUCUACUUGAUUCCUAGUCAGCGAAAUCCCUCUCUAAUGCACUAAGUGCUUUUGCCUAAUUUCAGGAUCCUUAAUUAACUCUAACCCUAAUUCAGACAAGUCUAAUCGUAUUAAGCCUUCCUGAAUAGCAGUUAUCCAAUAUUGGUACUAGCGAAAAGUAACACCAAGUCUGAAAUAACAAAAUGUAAUUUUCUCCAAAUCUUGUUUCUCAACUUCCUGUGGCUUAUAUCCAACAACUGAUUAGUGUUCCAGCCAUUUGUAUUCUGGUCUAGAAUAAAGUCUUCUUAGCCCGCCUUGACCUAAGUACUUCUAAUCCAGAUUGAAAGUUCUGGCGAGCUUGUAGACUGCAAAACUUGCGACGUGUCCGCUAGCCUCGUUACAAUGUAUACCUAACAUGUGUGAUAGAACAACUUGGCUUUUAAGGAAAUGGUUAUCGUCGUAUCUAAUGGAAAUGAAGUUAUGUUUGAUAUUUAAUGAUUUUGGUGUUUUAAUGAGAUAUGUGAAACUUGGAUAUACGUAACAAAUGUCUUCUAAUAAGGAUAUCUGUUACUCUUUCAUGCGAAAACCACUGAACGGAUUUGAACGAAAUUUUGUAUACGGAUAAUUUAUUGCCUGGAAUAACAAAGAGGAUAGUUUUAAUCUCGAUAUUGUGUUCCCAUAUUUUCGAUUUGUAGUGGGCUAACCGCUGCUGGUAAUCCAUACCAAAACUAGUGAUUUCAUGUGGUUUCACCAGCUUUUAUAUCGGUUAGCGUGCAAAAUGUACUUGCACUUCAACAUUGAUAGUUUGCUACAAAAUAUGUUGUGUUCUACUUCAAUUGUAUGCCUUGAAUUUAUAAAAAAGGUCUCGUCUCUUCUUUUUAAAUGUAUUCACAAAUAUUUAGACCUUUUCACUUAUUAUUCCUUACAUCUAUUAAGUUAGACAAAUUCAGUUAGCUACUGAGAAUUUCCUUACCGAAAACGUGAAACACUUUUCCCUUGAUAAUCGAAUUUAAGCCGGUCGGUUGGCGCUUUUAACAUCCACAAAUAUAUUAAGAAGGUCUAAUGUUUUAUGUAAACUAAUCAGCACGGGUCAUUUUUAUUUCCUUUACCAAAUUAUAACAUUAGGUUAAGAGCCUUUUACAUAUUAUUUCAAUCUCUGCGGGCUUGUGAGCGUCAUUUCAGCUGUCCUUGCGGAAGCGAGACAAAGCUACGCGGUGUAGCGCUCGAUCUUGCUUCCACACACGAAACAGUCGUGUUUUGAACUUGUAUUAGAGUCACUGGUUCUCAAACAAAUAAAACCCUUAAAAAAACACUUAGAUUGGGGAAAGUCCUUGCUUAAUGACAAAAGUGUUUGUGUAAAGUAUUUGAGAACAAAUUGAACCUUAAGUACUCGAUGCGAAGGUCGUAGUACUCUCAAUUCGGGGUUGUUUACGCUCCUAAUACCAGCUUUUGAAUGGGAAAGGGAGAUGCUGCUUUACGCAAUGUAGAGCGCUGUCUCACUUUAACCAUCCUGCUCUAGAAUUUUUGGCUCAUGUAAUCUAUGUAUGUUCACAUGUUUCUGUUUUAAAAUAGGUAACCUUUUAUGCUAAUGUAAAAAAGCUUUAAUAAAUUACAUAUAAUUGGUCGGUUUUGGGUCAAUCCCGAAAAAUCGUCAUUUCAUAGAACAUUUUAUGAAUUGUCAUGAGGUUUUUCUUAAAUUGGUCAGAGUGUAGACCUGACAUGACCAAACAUGUUUUGAACAAUAAUUCCAUUGUUUUAAUAAUCUCUUUAGCGUUCUCAAAACAUACCGAAUAACUUAAUAAUUUUGCUUUCUAUUCUAUCAAAUAGCUCUGAUCGAAGAAGGUAAUUUAAUCGGAACACUGUUCAUCUUCAUGGAUCUUUGCGUGGGUUUCUACCAUUUCUCAAUCCCAAGGGAUCCCAACGCAGCAGAAAUGCGGUUUUCUUGUUACGAAAUGAAAGAAUCGUUUAUUUGAAAUGAAAUAACGAUUUUAUGUUGUUCGAAGAUGGUGAGAGCUGUUUUUAAAUAAGAAUGAGCUGAGAAAGCGCUUCGUUGCUUUUGAAAGGAACAACUAUAUUAUCUGAAUUGUUGAUUCUUUUUAAAUUUAAACAGUUUUCUUUUAACUUACCUAAAUAGAUUAUUAUUCUUGGUUCUGUUCAAGAGUUUAAAAAGAACGAGUUCUUGGAGGAAAUACGUAUCAGAUUUUCCGUUUAAUGUAGACGAACCCAAAGGGUAUACAAAACCCUUUUUACUGAGGGUCCGCAGCUGUCUGCCUAUCUGUCACCAAGUUGUAUCUUAUGAACCGUGAUAGACACUUGAAAUUUUCACAUUUUAUACAUGUGACAAAUUACUAACAAAACUUCUUUAGCCCCUAUAUUGUUCAUAUUUUCUUGUACGAUUGCGAGAAAAAAGGCCAUGAAACAUUGAGAACCUAUUGUCUAAUCGAAUUCAAAACCUUUGCUCAGGCAAUCUGCAAACAUCAGACAAAAAAAUAUAGAAGUUUACGUUUUGAACUACAGGGAUGUUAACACUGAUACAUCAUGCAUGUGUGUCGUACCGUCUAAUUAACUGCCUGAACUCAUGUGCUCAAAUAAGGGAGCGUUUUGUUUGAGUUUCAUUUUAAAGAGCAUUUACACUGGUAAAUAUGGGAUUUGGCAUCUAAAUAUUGAUAUAAACAUGGAUGAUAUGAACGGGAUCGGGAUUAGCGUGUUAUUUUCGUGUUUGUUUCCGGAUAGCCCUCUGGUCGUCACGCCAAGCGCACUGCGCGCGAGCGAUGUUUUAUGGGUUCGUUUCUUACGUAGGAAUUGUUUUGAGUCUUAAAAUUCGUAAAGCCCCCGCGAAAUACCGAUGAAGCAUCGAAAAAUAGUGCCAAAUUUGAUUGUUUAAAAAAGAAAAUAAUUUCAAUUUUUGAAUACCAAAUUA